GGCGGGAUGGCGGCCCAGGCCGCGCUGCUGCUCCUGCUAGGGGCGGCGGCGGCAGUGGGUCCGGCCCCCGUGCAGGGUUCGCGGGGGGACCGGGAGCCCGUCUACCGAGACUGCCUGGCGCAAUGCGAGAGGCGCAACUGCUCCGGGCCCGGGCUGCGGCACUUCCGCUCCCGCCAGCCGCUCUACAUGAGCCUCGCAGGGUGGACCUGCAGAGAUGAUUGUAAAUAUGAAUGUAUGUGGCUGACUGUGGAUCUUUAUGUCCAGGAAGGAUACAAAGUGCCUCAAUUUCAUGGAAAGUGGCCCUUUUCCCGUUUCCUGUUCUUUCAGGAGCCUGCUUCUGCCUUUGCUUCAUUCCUUAACGGCCUUGCCAACUUAGUGAUGCUGAACAGAUACAAAGCCGUCGUUCCUCGCUCUUCUCCCAUGUACCACACCUGCAUCGCCUUUGCUUGGGUUUCUUUAAAUGCCUGGUUCUGGUCUACCGUUUUCCAUACUCGAGAAACGAAUCUAACCGAGAAAAUGGACUAUUUCUGUGCAUCUGCAGUCAUCCUUCACUCUGUAUACUUGUGCUGCGUCAGGACCCUGGGCCUGAAACGUCGAGCCUUUGCCACUGCGUUUGGGGGUUUCCUGUUCCUCUUCCUGGCCUGCCAUGUCUCGUAUCUGACACUCGUGCGCUUUGACUACGGUUACAACAUGACUGCCAAUGUGGCGAUUGGCCUCCUCAACCUCUUCUGGUGGCUGGGUUGGUGCAUGAGGAACCAGCAGCGCUUGCCCUACGUCUGGAAGUGUGUGGCGGUUGUGCUCCUUCUGCAAGGCUUGGCUCUGCUGGAGCUCCUGGACUUCCCGCCCUUGUUUUGGGUCUUUGAUGCCCACGCCAUCUGGCACAUCAGCACCAUCCCUGUCAAUGUCCUUUUCUACAGUUUCCUUGUUGACGACAGCCUCUAUCUUUUGAAGGCCAACUCUGAUGUUCUUAAAAUAGACUAAAGCUCUUGGUGGAACAUAGCUUGGGAAAGAGCACUGACCUCGACAGAAGACACCCACCGAUUAUUUCCGGCAUUCAAGGAGUGCACCGCUUUAAGCCUACUUCGUCCUGAGAACCAGUGACAAUUUGCACUUUUUGUUUCUGGUCCUUUAUACUUCUAAAGCAUCCAUGCCUGGAUUCUGUUGCCAUAGUGUAAUAAACUGACUGCCUUUUUUCCUGG
Molecule: messenger RNA, 1199 nt
Organism: Elgaria multicarinata webbii
Lineage: Eukaryota; Metazoa; Chordata; Lepidosauria; Squamata; Anguidae
Gene: PGAP3
Product: post-GPI attachment to proteins phospholipase 3
Exons: 8
Coding region: 7-981 (324 amino acids)
Biological process (GO): GPI anchor biosynthetic process
Cellular component (GO): endoplasmic reticulum membrane
Molecular function (GO): hydrolase activity, acting on ester bonds
Source: RefSeq, a predicted model, not a curated record